Molecule: messenger RNA, 2209 nt
Organism: Drosophila innubila
Lineage: Eukaryota; Metazoa; Arthropoda; Insecta; Diptera; Drosophilidae
Gene: Hyccin
Product: hyccin
Exons: 2
Coding region: 129-1838 (569 amino acids)
Biological process (GO): phosphatidylinositol phosphate biosynthetic process; protein localization to plasma membrane
Cellular component (GO): plasma membrane
Source: RefSeq, a predicted model, not a curated record
UUUUAGGUACAAAAAAUCGAGCCAGAUCCGUAAGAUUUUGCUGGGUGGCAGCAUAUCAUAAUAUAAUGUGAAAAAAAUUAGAAGGAAGCAAAAAUAGCACAUUAAUUAAGCAUUUGUAAUACAUAAUAAUGGCCGAAUUGGUGAAAGACUGGCUGACGGACUAUCAGCGCGCUCGCCGUCAGUCAGCGGACUCCGAUGCCUAUGUCGUGGAGCACGAAACGGAUCCCGAAAUCGCCGAGGCCAUCUUCACCAUAUUCAACGAACGGCAACGCAACGAGGAACUCAUACACGAUAUCUGCCAACAGCUAUUGGCCUUCUAUCGAGCACCUGAGGUGACGCUGCACAAGUUCCCAUUGCAGUUCCUACCCGUCCUCAUCUAUACGUACCUCCAUGCGGUGGCAGCGGGCGACAAAAAGGCAUCCCGUGGCGUGGAAACGCUGCUCAUCUGCAUUUACAAUGGGGAGGUGUCCACCGAUGAUGGUGGCCAGAAGGUGGUUGCCUUCCGUAUGCCCAUACUGGCACAGGCAUCCGUGUACCAUGAGGUCAGGAAUCUGCCCAUGACGGAUCUGCGACGCUGGGAGGAGAACUGCAAUAGGGAGGUGAAGUGGGGACCACAUCUGCGCAUUGAGUCGAUGAAUGCCCAGAAUCGCAUGCGGAUCAUGACAGCGCUGCUCUUCUGCUACAAUCAGCACGUGAGCCUCACCCAAAAGUCCUCCUUGCUGCAUCUGUGCCGAGUGACGUCACAGCUGGUCAAUCAGGGAUUCACUACCAAGUCGGGACAUGGUCAUCGCAUGAGUUAUGGGUCGGAUCCAGCGACAGGUGCUACCUUUCCCAAGCCUUCGGCACCGCGGAUUCCACUCUCCGCCUCCUUUCUAAUCGAACUGGUGCAUGCCAUUUAUUAUGCCAUGUUCAAUGGCUAUGGCACAAUUGCCAUACAGACACUGGAGGACAUACACAAUCGUGCCAGCUAUGAAAUGUAUACGGAAUUGAUUCUGGUCACAAGCGCCGUGCGCAAUUCGCUGCAUGCGAAUCCUUCCGGGCAGCCCAAUGAUGGUCCAAUGGGUUUGAGUGUCGCCUUGACUCCGGCUACAAAUACGGUGACGACUGCUGUGUCCAAGUCGAUGAUCACAAAUGCAUCAUUCCGCACGAAAAAGCUGCCCGAUGAUAUACCAAUACAAGUACAGGAUCUCACAAUGCCACAGGCGCCUCAGCAGCAUCUGGCCAGUGUUACGGAGGAAACGGAACCGACCGUUAAGGAAUCGCCGUCGACUAAGGAAAGCAGCGGCACAAGAACCUCCAUUAUAAGACCCAGCAUGGAGGGUAUCAAGGCACAGGCGCACAAAGCGCUCAUUGCCGGCUUCAAGAAGUCCAAGGAUAAGGAGAAGGAGAAAGAGAAGGAACCGCCAAAACCACCGCAACGUAAAUUCGACAAGCAUACGCAGCGCAACUCGUUACUCCAGCUGCAGACCCAAACCACGGACGACUACGAGAAGAGUCCGCUGACGGUGAGCAAGUCCAAGACAUAUGAUGCCGUUGCGGAUCCACAAACCACCGAGAUGUUGCCGCUGCAAUCGCUGUCGCUGAUCAAUGAGAAUGGCAGCAAUAGCUUUAGCAUUGAUAGCGACAUGAAUGAUGGCAUUGGCAUUGGCAUUGGCGUCCUGGCUGGCCAAAUCAGCGCUGUUCCCACGAGCACAAUGACCUCGAUGAACAGCCAGACCACCACAUCCAUCACGAGCAGUGAUUUGCUGACCAAAAGCUUUGACUCCAGUGUGGAAAUGACGCCGAUGGGUCACAGCAACAGCAAUGGCAACAAACUGGCCGAACAUGGUCUGGAUUAGUCAGCGUACCCAUUCCGUGUUCAAUAACAAACCAAUUAGCCAAAUACAAGUAUAUUAAAUUAUAUCAUUAUUACGACUAUUAACUGACGAACAACAACCAAACCAGAUCCAGACCCAGGCUAUGUUGGCGCGUUUUUUGAACUGAAAAAUAUGUAAAUGUAUCGCAGUAAUACUUAAAAAAUUUGAAUUUGUUAAAGUUUAUUAACACUCUUAGUUGUUCGUAUGUGUACGUAUGUAUUAUUGUAUUGUAUUCUAAUUGUUGGUAACAUGUACAUUACUAAUUAUGUAAUUAUCGUCUAGUUUUAAGCGUUCAAAGUCUUAUAUAUACACACCCAACACAGACACAACAUACACUCAUACAUAAAUAUACA